Molecule: messenger RNA, 923 nt
Organism: Cucurbitaria berberidis CBS 394.84
Lineage: Eukaryota; Fungi; Ascomycota; Dothideomycetes; Pleosporales; Cucurbitariaceae
Product: Nitroreductase
Exons: 4
Coding region: 240-866 (208 amino acids)
Biological process (GO): cellular response to oxidative stress
Source: RefSeq, a predicted model, not a curated record
CCAACUGUAGCGAUGGGCGUACGCACUAGUCAGCUUACCGCAUGUCUCCACUGUUAGAACAAGAUAUACUUGCUAAACGCAAAGGAAUUUUCAUCAUAUAAGUCCAUGCUCCCUUGAUUUCGAAAGCCUACACAUUGUAAUUCGAACUCUAAGCACCUGCGCCAUUUUGAGAGAACACUUGGGUAUCUCACUGGUAUUCCAAGCCGGAGACCUUUCUUCCCAUAAAACCUACUCCAAUCAUGGCAUCUACAACCUCGUUCCUCGACGCCAUCGUCAAUCGCCGUUCUGUAUACACACUCACCAAUACCUCGCCCAUUUCGCAAUCUCGGAUUUCGGAAAUAGUCCACGAAGCACUUAAAUACUGUCCUUCGGCCUUCAACGUCCGAAGCUCCCGCUGUAUCAUCCUCUUCGGCGUAGAACACACCGCGCUAUGGGAUCACGCGGCAGAAGUCAUGCCAAAAGUCGCCCCAGCAGCGUUGCAGGACCUGUUUGUAGGAAGAAUUCCACUAUUCAAGGCUGGGUACGGGACUGUUCUCUUCUUCGAAGACACAACCGCCAAAAACCUUCUUCCACCAGCCUUCGUUCCGCUCUUCAAAGAGUAUCCAGAGGUCGACGAGCAUGCAUCCGGUAUGAUCCAGUUCAUCGUGUGGACAGCGCUCGCAGCCGAAGGCCUAGGAUGCAAUCUGCAGCAUUAUCAGCCGAGCAUCACGCCGUAUGUGAAAGACAAGUAUAAUGUUCCCGAAACCUGGGAGCUCAAAGCCCAGUUAGUUUUUGGGCAGCCGACAGCAGGGCCUGGUCCGGACAAGGAGAGAACGCAUCUGGAGAUUGCACUGAAGUCUUAUGGCGGAGACGAAGGCGGUUUGUGAUAGCCUCGAAGAUGUUAAGAUGGGUGUAGUUUUCGUGGUCUAGCUAAAUCAAGGGUU